AUGCAUCAAAACAAGGAUUUCGACACAAUGACGAAGAUGAGAAUCUGUUUUGCAUUGGGCGCAUCGAUUGAUUCGAAGUUUUUAGAAGAACUUCAAAAGAACGCCACUGUGACCAUUGAUUCCUUAAUGAGAAUUAUGAAAUACACUGCAAAUGAUGGAAAUUUGAAAUUGAAUGGAGAACCACUCCAUUGGGCGUUGAAAAGAGCACAGAAUGAAGGAGAAGGAGAAGUGACGUCAUCAUCAUCAGAAUCCUCUUCUUCUUCAGAAGAAGAAGAUUCAGAAUCCGAAAUGGAUUUCAAGGAGAGUGUCUCGAUAAGUGGAUGGCCUCGUCUCAUUGAGUCAAAACUCAAAUUAAUGAAAUUUGUGGCCGAGAAAACGAAGGGGAUUUCUAGGCCAUUGAGUCUCGCAUACUUGGCAACUGAAUACGUUCGAAAAGGGAAAACGGAGAAGUCGAAGUCAUCGAUUCGUCAUUCGCUUCGACGGCUUCGGGACGAAGUUUAUAAAAUGUUGAAUUUCGAUGUGGCGACACGAGUUCGAAUCAUUUUUGGAUUGAGUGCCAGAGUUGAUGAAGGAUUUUUGAAUGAACUCCGCAGUGACGCAAUUGUAGAAGUAGACGAAAAACGACGAAUCUCAAAAUAUGAAUCGAAUGAUGGAAGUCUGAAAUUACUCGGAGAACACGUCAAAUUGAAUUCGUAUCCGAUGAAAGAAGACGUCGCCCAAGAGAAUCGAAUAAGAAUAGUUGAUGGGAAGAGAGAGUUGAUGACAUUUAUUGCGGAACAGUCUCGAAAUACGAAAUCUCAAAUGAAUAUUAAUGAAUUAAGCAGAGAAUUCAUGAAGAAAUUCAAUUAUUUCUCCACAAUUUACGCAGUUCAACAACAGAUUCAUCGCUUUCGAACGAAUCUUCCCAAACUUUGUGGAUUCGAUUUGAGCCUGAAAAUUCGAAUGAUUUUUGGAUUGGGUGUGAAGAUUGAUCAGAAUUAUUUGGAGAGACUCCGCCGAAAUGCUGAAGUGGAGGUGGAUGAGAAGGGAAGAAUCACAAAAUACAAGGCGAAUGACGGAAGUCUUGAAUUGAGAGGAGCACAUCGACGAACAUAUAAAUGGGAAGAUGAGAAAGAUGAGAAGAAGAUGAAGUUGAAAGUGAAAGAAGACGGUGUGAAACCAUUCGAUGAGAAAUUAUUCAUAGAAAACUAUAAAAAUGAGCACAAAAUCAAGUUGGAGCAUCCACAGCUUGCCACGUCAUCUUCCACGAGACUUCCACCGAUUACUUAUGGAGCAUUGUUAAAAACAGUCCAAAAAUCGACUCGAUGUGGAAAUGGGAUCGAAUUUCUUUCGAUCCUCUCUGACGUGGCAUUCAAUUUAAAAUCACCGAUUAUGCUUCCAUUUGUGGAGAAUGUUGCAAAGAGAAUACAAGAAUCCGAGAUCAAGAAAAUGUACAUCCCCGAAUCAAUCCUCCGUUCCUCAUUCGACGUGGGUCUACGUGUCAUUCUCGAUCAUUCGAAACUGACAGUUUCAAACGAGGAAUCGAAUAUUUCACUGAAAGAAGUGCUCAUGGUUUUCCGUGUUGCUCUAUUCAAUUCAAACGGUUACGUGGAUUUCAAAGACGAGUUGAGACGAAUGAGUUAUAGCAAUUGGAAAGCGGAUCUGAGAGUUUCGUAUAAAAAUGUCCGAUACGGAUUGGAGAUGGCGAUUGAGAUGGCCUUCCCGUGA
Caenorhabditis remanei is the source of this 1707-nucleotide messenger RNA. RefSeq lists its product as uncharacterized. Bases 1 to 1707 code for a protein of 568 amino acids. The record is from RefSeq and is a predicted model, not a curated record. The transcript is spliced from 6 exons. NCBI's taxonomy places the organism in Eukaryota, Metazoa, Nematoda, Chromadorea, Rhabditida, Rhabditidae.